Molecule: messenger RNA, 1758 nt
Organism: Aspergillus melleus
Lineage: Eukaryota; Fungi; Ascomycota; Eurotiomycetes; Eurotiales; Aspergillaceae
Product: FHA domain protein
Exons: 3
Coding region: 1-1758 (585 amino acids)
Biological process (GO): negative regulation of septation initiation signaling; protein ubiquitination; mitotic spindle assembly checkpoint signaling
Cellular component (GO): cell division site; cytosol; mitotic spindle pole body
Molecular function (GO): ubiquitin protein ligase activity; protein binding
Source: RefSeq, a predicted model, not a curated record
AUGUCGACCUUCGUUGCCGCCUCCGCCUCCAACAGCGACCUCCCAGUCCCAGCCGACUCUCGUGCUGGACCCCUCCGCCGACUGAGCCAGCUGCGUGCCUAUACACACGGUCAUCUUUCGCCUCAGCCUCUCUCCCAGCGUCUCACCCGCCAAAACACUCUGGGCAGUCGAGUGAAUCGCCUGUGUCCUGCGCCGUUCCUCACCGUCAUCGAGGACGAUUCUUCUGAUUCUGAAGACGCUUCGAUAGUGGAGACGCCUAGCAAUAACCCGGCUCCAUGCCCCGAACCUGAACUGUCCGCCCGCAACAAUAGUUCGACCAGUUUGUCAAGCUUCCGCGGCUUACAAAUUGAGUGGCCCUUUGAAUCGCGCCACUCCGAAUCCUCGAGUUCGACUCCUUCCACCGAUCUCGCUCAGAGUUUCUCGCAAGAAUCGAUGGCGCGGCUAAGGGGAUCCUCCCAGCCUGAGUCUCGAGCAGACGAGGGCGCUCCCACGUCCGCUCCGGCUGAGCUCCAGAGUGCCCUCUUCGACUCUCCUGAACCCGUCGCGACCGAAAAUUUUUCCUCAUCCCCUAAACCCCGACAGAAGGCGACCAUUCGGUUUUUCCCCCACCAGGAGUCCCAGUCGAGCGCCCGACCGUCUCUGCCCUUCAUCCCUGUCUCGCGAACGCUCCCGUCGGAAAGUUGCAUCAUCAAGGUCGGUCGCUACUCCGAGCGCGAUGGUCUGCCGCAGCCCAAUCCGACAGAACCGUCGGAUGCGCCCGUGGGAUUUAAGUCGAAGGUUGUGAGUCGGAGACACUGCGAGUUCUUGUACGUCAAUGGGCAAUGGCACAUCAAAGAUGUUGGCAGUUCCUCCGGAACGUUUCUGAACCACAUGCGACUGAGCCAGCCGAACAUGGCCUCGAGGCUCUACACAGUGAAGGAUGGGGAUAUUGUGCAACUUGGUAUUGAUUUUCGCGGUGGCGAAGAAAUGAUCUUUCGGUGUGUUCGCAUACGGAUCGAGUGUAACCGAUCGUGGCAACAGCAGCCCAAUGAGUUUAACAAAAACACCGAAAGUCUGAUCAAGAAUCUGGGGAAGGGAGAGGCUGCGGAUUAUGCUGGAUGUCGGGAAUGUUCAAUCUGCCUGGGCUCUGUCCUGCGGCCCUACCAGUGUUUAUUCAUGGCAGCCUGCGCCCACGUCUGGCAUUACAAAUGCAUCAUGCGCCUUAUUCACACACCCGACUACCCAAUGUUCCAAUGUCCUAACUGUCGCGCCUAUACGGAUCUCAGCGCCGAAGUCGACGACUCGAAUGAUUUUGAAGGCGAGGACACCGAACAGAAGAGCUCCGCGGCGGAGGAAAAGCCUUCGUCCUCAUCGGAGGAUAUUCGACCGGAAGCACACCCCACGUCGUCUGGAAGCAACCAUGUCACCAACCAUUCCAUGAGCUCGGUGGAGGAAGCGGUGAAUGGCCUGCCUUCUGAGGCAGGCCUCGCUGCUAAUAUCGAAAGCAUGCGUCUAAACGACUCCGAGGCUGCGCGAGAGGCUGCUCAAGCGUCUCAAGAACAUGCCACCAGCUCGAACCUCGAGACUGUUCCUACGCACACCAGCGCCGACAUGCCCGGUUGGCAGGCUGUAGGCCAAACCUCCGCUCCUGUUCAAUGCCGACAGGCUCAGCUUCGCUCUGAUACGCCUGUCCGCUCUGAAUCAUCUGAUGACAAUCCUCUGACACCACAGAAUGACUCCGGACCAUUAGCAUUUGACGGUCGGGCUAGCAUGUCGUGA